Necator americanus (New World hookworm) is the source of this 2367-nucleotide messenger RNA. RefSeq lists its product as uncharacterized. Gene Ontology annotation, molecular function: pantothenate kinase activity; ATP binding. Gene Ontology annotation, cellular component: nucleus; cytosol. Gene Ontology annotation, biological process: coenzyme A biosynthetic process. The transcript is spliced from 23 exons. The record is from RefSeq and is a predicted model, not a curated record. Bases 1 to 2367 code for a protein of 788 amino acids. Lineage: Eukaryota; Metazoa; Nematoda; Chromadorea; Rhabditida; Ancylostomatidae.
AUGGCCUCCUCUGCAGCAACUCCGCAAUCCAUUAGAACAGUUCUAAAGAACCUCAAGAACAUCAAAAGGAUAGCAUUUGAUAUUGGACAGUCAGUCGUAAAAAUUGCUUACACAGCAGCGGUCGCUAGAAAAAGGACUACACAUGAUAAGAAGUUAAUCCACGAUGCGAAAUAUGCUUUACGACUUUAUUGCAUACAAGUGCGCCUUGAUGACUUUGAGGCCGUCCUAGAUUAUAUUGCAGAGAACGGUCACGUCGCAACCAAGAAAGCCACCUUUGCGAGCACUUCUUCGACUCACCUCGUUGAACAAAUGAUCAUAGAAAAGCUUGGUCUUGAACUUCAUAAAGUAAAGGAAAUGGACUGUCUCGUUCGUGGAACAAACUUUCUGAUACGAAAUAUUGAAGCGGAGUCUUUCACGUACGAUCAUCACAACGAGAAAUGUCGUUAUCAUUUCGAAACUAUUCGCCCUUCCGUCAUCUGUCCAUAUUUGCUCGUUAAUGUUGGCACUGGAGUUUCUGUUUUUAGGGUAGAUAAUGAUUGUAAGUAUGAACGAGUCGGAGGUUCCUCUUUAGGAGGCGGAUGCUUCUUUGGGUUGGGAAAUCUCCUCACUUCAGAAUUAGAUUUGGAUGAAAUGAUGAGGAUGGCCGAAGACGGUGAUCACAGACAAUUUGAUAUACUGGUCUCCGAUAUCUACGGUGGAAAAUUUGCAAAUUUGGGUCUUAGUGGUGACCUCAUCGCUGGUUCUUUUGGUAAAUGUGCCAAAAAGACACUUGCUGAUGAAUUGAAGAAUUGCCCCGAAUUUAAAAAGAAUGUGAUGCGAAGUCUUCUACUCAUGAUUAGCAAUAGUAUCGGUCAGUUCGCCUUCUUGUAUGCCCAGAGGGAAAAGACGAAUCGAAUUUACUUUAACGGAUUCCUCAUCCGAAACCACGCUAUCAUUAUGCGAACUUUAUCAUUUGCAAUCCAGUUUUGGAGCGAAGGUACGCAGCAGGCUCAUUUCUUACGACAUGAAGGUUAUACUUCUGCAAUCGGUGCAUAUCUCAGUGGGGCAUCUUUAGCUAGUCACGUUGAUGCAGAAUUUGGAGCAGGAUAUGAAGCAGAACGGCUGUCAUGGCAUGAAUACUACUCAGGGUGCUCUGACCUCGGAAGGUUUGUGCCUACUGCUCCUUUAUCCAUGGGAUUUACGGUACACGCAAAUCCAAAAGGGGCUGGUGUACUCGAACUCGAAUGUGCGGAAAUUGUUCUCAGGCCGUUUCCUCUUCUAGCGGAGAAUAUUCAGGUGUACAAGCCUGAUGUUGCGGAUCUUACCUUGGAUAGCGAAGCAAGGGAAUUCUGGCUCCAAACUUUUGAGAAAAGUGUGGACAGCGUCAUCAAAAAAGCCGUGGAGUCUCAGGAAAACAGCAGGACUGCUCCUCAAAGAGUUCAAGUUUUCCGAGAGAAAUUCCUCAAACAGUUAAUGAUUAUCAGGGAAAAGCCUUUCGCUUAUGGUAAUUCUAAUGUGCGAAAUUUGCUCGAUCUCAGGGAACAGAUGCUCAACGAACAGGAUUUUGAUGAUUCUUAUCUCACUCAAAAAACUGUGGAGAAUGCGGCAGCUUUGCAGCAAUUGGCUUCAUUGCUGAAGUCUAUAGAUGAGGUAAAAGCUGAUCCUGAACGUCUUUUCCGAGUGUCAAAAGGUUUACUAGCAGGCAACGUAUUUGACUGGGGUGCUCAGAAGGUAGUUGAGAUGAUGGAAUCUUCGGAGGGACUCUCCUUUGAUGCUGCUGUUUCUUCCAUUCCUGAAAGGCCAUGGCUGAUCGACUCAUACGAUGAGUUUAAGAAGUCCCUGGAUUCAAAACCAUACCAUUGCGCUGCCAUAUUCGUCGAUAAUAGCGGAGCAGAUUUUGUCCUGGGUGUGAUCCCGUUUGCGAGAGAGCUGAUAAAACGAGGAACUAAGGUUAUAAUUGUUUCGAACCUCUCACCAGCACUUAAUGACCUGACAUAUAAAGAAAUGAUGACAAUGGUUCCGAUUCUACGACAGACCGACCUUUUUCUUCGGAAUGCAAUUGACAGUGGAAGACUAAUGUUUGAGCAUAGUGGACAAGGAUCCCCAUGUUUGGAUUUCAGGAGAGUACAUUCUAUAUUGAAUCGUCGAGUUCUGGAAGAGCAGGUAGAUCUUGUUGUGAUUGAAGGUAUGGGACGAGCGCUGCAUACAAAUCUUCAUGCUCACUUCGUCUGUGACUCAUUGAAGGCAGCUGUCAUUAAAACUCAAUGGUUGGCUGAUCGCAUGGGAGGAGAGAUUUUCUCAGUAGUUUUCAAGUUUGAACCAGGCAGAGGAAAUGGCUCUACUAACUCUUCAAGAAUGGUGAAUCUCACUGCUUCAAAAGUGUGUUAA